This is a messenger RNA of Didymodactylos carnosus, 1476 nucleotides long. The record is from the annotation of a GenBank genome assembly. Lineage: Eukaryota; Metazoa; Rotifera; Eurotatoria; Philodinida; Philodinidae.
AUGAAUACCUUAACAAUUAAUGUUACUGAUGCUCAAACAGCUGUCGAUAGUGGAAAAAAAGUGACGAAGUAUAAAGUUAUUUUAAAAAAUGGCAACCAACAGUGGGAAUUAUGGCGACGUUUUAAAGAAUUUCAUGCCUUACACGAUCGACUUCGUCGUGUACAGUCGGAUUUAAAACUUCCUAGUCGUCGAAUACUAGGCGAUUCAUUUGAACCAGAAUUUAUUGAAAAACGACGAUCAGGUCUAAAUGAUUACAUCCAACAGAUUAUCACAAUACCACAAAUAAUGAAUAUGCCAGAAGUAAUUGAAUUUUUUGCUCUAAAAAAUCUUCAGACUCCAACAACUCCACAAAAAUUACAAAGCAAAACCAACAACACUCCACCAGUAACACCGGUUCAUGAAGAUGAUCAAGACACUAAAAGCAUAGAUGCUAUUCAAGCUAAUCUUGGUCAAACAGAAAAAAAAUCAGUAAAACCAGAUGAUUUCGAAUUUGAUAAAUGUAUUGGAAAAGGUUCAUUUGGAAAGGUGUAUUUGACGCGACAUAAAGUAGAAAAUAAAGUAUAUGCUAUUAAAGUUGUUAGUAAAGCAUUGAUCAAACGUAAACGUGAAGAACGACACAUAAUGGCAGAACGAGAUGUACUUGUGAAAAAUACACAUCAUCCAUUUCUAGUAUCACUUCAUUAUUCGUUUCAAACAGCUGAUAAACUUUAUUUUGUUAUGGAUUUUGUUAAUGGUGGUGAGCUAUUUUAUAUUUUACAAAAAGAACGAAGUUUUCCAGAACCUCGUGCAAGAUUUUAUGCGGGAGAAAUAACAGCAGCUAUUGGCUAUUUGCAUAAAUUAGAUAUAAUCUACAGAGAUUUGAAACCAGAAAACAUUCUCAUUGACCGAGAAGGGCAUGUACGACUCACCGAUUUUGGGUUAUGUAAAGUGAUGUUGUCGACUGAAGGAAAAGAAGGAAGAACUGGUACAUUCUGUGGCACUCCUGAGUAUCUUGCACCAGAAGUCCUACGUCGUGAAGCAUACACAAAAGCUGUUGACUGGUGGUGUCUGGGAUCGGUGACAUACGAGAUGUUGUGUGGAAGACCACCAUUUUAUAGUCGUGAUGUAAACGAAAUGUAUGGAAAUAUUUUGAAUACACCUCUAAGAUUUUAUGGAAAUAUCUCUGAAAUUGCUAAAACUUUAAUUGAACAAUUACUUCGAAAAAAUCCACUUGAUCGAUUAGGAUCGUUAAAUGAUGUGUCGGAUAUUAAACGUCAACCAUUUUUUGCCUCGAUCGAUUGGGAAAAAUUAGAAGCAAAAAAAGUGCCUCCACCAUGGAAACCACCAGUGUCAGCAGACGAUGACACGAUACAAAUUGAUCGAGAAUUUAUCGUCGAUCCUAUUUCUGCGUCUGUUCAACCCUCCCAUCCACUUCCUAAUGUAGAUCCAGCUUUUGCUGGUUUUACGUUUAUUCCUACGAAAACCAUGGAAUCUUGA